Molecule: messenger RNA, 1309 nt
Organism: Pistacia vera
Lineage: Eukaryota; Viridiplantae; Streptophyta; Magnoliopsida; Sapindales; Anacardiaceae
Product: F-box/LRR-repeat protein At3g59200-like
Exons: 5
Coding region: 1-936 (311 amino acids)
Molecular function (GO): protein binding
Source: RefSeq, a predicted model, not a curated record
AUGGUGGUUUGGAAGCGGGCACUGGUUAAUGACAAUAAUGAAGGUAAUAUAGAUGGUGAUGGUGUUAGUGAUAGUGAUUUGCAUCAUGAGAACAAGGAGAGUGAGAAGUCUGCAUUGCAGACUGAGUGUCGUCUUGUUUCACCUUGUGGUAUAAAUAUUGGUCAAGAAAUGGCUUUAAAGAAAGAUUUCUUCCAAGACGAUAAAAUUAGCGAAUUACCUGACUGUAUCAUCCACAUCAUUUUUCCUUUUCUUUCAAUUGAAGAUGUUCUUAGAAUUUAUGCACUAUCAAAAAGAUGGAAAUCUCUUCUAAUCUCCAUUUUUGAUAUUGUUUUCGAUGAGACUAAAUAUCAGUUGAGGUCGGAUUUGAAGACAAACUUUUUCCAUUCUCUGGAAACAAUUCUUUUCCCUCAUAGUGCUCCAUGUAUAAGAAAAUUUAGUCUCAUUUUUAAGGAUAAGAAUAUCGGUCUAUCUCGUCUUAACUCAUGGGUAUCUGUUGUAGUAAGUCUUAAGGUUCAAGAGCUUGAUCUUUCUCUCCCUAUUUCACCAUUGUUGCCUGAUAACCUUUUCACUUACGAAUCACUCAGCAUAUUGAAAUUGAAUUUCAGUUUCAAUGUUCCUACAUUCAUACAAGUCCCAAAACUUAAAACUUUACAUUUACGAGUUCUAGGUGAUCUAUCCGCUCAGCUUCUCGAACAACUUUUCUCUAGUUGUCCAGCCCUUCAGGAGUUGGCUUUAAACAUAGACAAUUGGAAUAACCGUAAGAAAAUCACCAUAUCUAUUCGCACUCUAAGGACAUUGGUUGUUUGUCCAUACAUCGAUGAAGAAAUUUCGAAACAGCGGGCUAAGGAAAUUAUGGCUCGACAUGCAAUAAAACUCAUGCGGGGAAUUCAUCAUGUCAAAUUUCUUACUCUGUCAAAUGAUAUACUUGAGUCUUGAGGUUCUACUACCGAGAUAUCAUUCCUUUUUGAUAGAUUUACUGCUCUGUUUAACGUCUCGCCUCAAAACUGUUAGUAUCUCAUAUUUUGAUUUGGAUGUCAUGGACGAUCGUUUCAUAAAAUGUGUGCUUGAGAAUGCAAGACUUUUGGAGCGAGUUGCAAUCAUUUGUUUUGAGGACUAUGCCAUAGAUUUGGAGAAGCAAAAGGAGAUCAAUCAUCAGUUACAAGAAAUUUGCACCUCAGCAGGUUGCAUAAUCAAGUUCUACCAGAAUGGUUCUCCGUCUUCAGAACGUGACCUUUCCCAAUGAUUUACCUACUUUAAAACUUGUUCAACAAUAUGCGAUUUGCUUUCUUGCAGCUGACUUAGAAAAUGU